AGCAGAGUUCCGCAAUGCCCAACCCCAUGCUGCUAUAUUGCCUGGUCCUCCUGGCUGGGAUGGGGACCAGCCAAGGAGAGAACACCCAGUCUGAGGAAACCUGCACCCACUUCCCAGGUGGCCUGCCUCACAUGCUUCGAGAACUCCGAGCUGCCUUUGGCAGGGUGAAGAUUUUCUUUCAAACAAAGGAUCAGCUGGAUGACAUGCUGUUAAGCGAGUCCCUGCUGGAGGACUUUAAGGGUUACCUGGGUUGCCAAGCCUUGUCGGAGAUGAUCCAGUUUUACCUAGUGGAGGUGAUGCCCCAGGCAGAGAACCACAGCCCAGAUGUCAAGGAGCACGUGAACUCCCUGGGGGAGAAGCUGAAGACCCUCAGACUACGGCUCCGGCGCUGUCAUCGUUUCCUUCCCUGUGAAAAUAAGAGCAAGGCCGUACAGCAAGUGAAGGAUGCAUUUAGCAAGCUUCAAGAGAAAGGCAUCUACAAAGCCAUGAGUGAGUUUGACAUCUUCAUCAACUACAUAGAAGCCUACAUGACAGCGAAGAUAAAUAGCUAAAACAUCCAGAAGGGCAACUCUACUGUACUCUAGGAUAUAAAUUGGAAAUCCCCAAAAUCUGGCUCAGGGUUGUAAGCUAGUCAAGCCAGCUCCUUCGAAAACCCUGCUGCACCUCUCUCCUAGAAUAUUUAUUACCUCUGAUACCUCAGUUCCCAUUUCUAUUUAUUUACUGAGCUUCUCUGUGAACUACUUAGAAGCCCAAUAUUAUAAUUUUUUCAAUAUUUAUUAUUUUCACCUAUGUUUAAGCUGUUUAUAUAGGGUGACACCCUAUGGUAUUUGAGUGUUUUAAGAUAAAUUAUAAGUUUUGUAAGGGGAAAAAGUGUAACUUGGGGAGCCAAUGGAAGUUUCCAUCCCAAGCAUGACUACACUUCUGGCUGUUGAGCUGUUUUCCAUGAUCUCCCUCUGAUUUCUCUUGUCCUUGGAUCUGGGCUCCUGGAUUGCUGCAAAGACUCUUCCCCUCUUAGGAAGAGAAACCAGGCAGUUAACCAGGAUUAACCUCCCCACAUCUCAGAGGGAGUCCCCUGACCUCAUUCUCCAACUAUUUCAUUCUCUAAAGCUGUGGCCAGCUUGUUAUUUAUAGCAACCUAAAGUUGGUUCUAAUAGAACUCAGUUUUAACUACAAGUAAUUCAGUUCCUUUGGGAAUGUUAUAUUGUUUGUCUGUCUUCA
Marmota flaviventris (yellow-bellied marmot) is the source of this 1218-nucleotide messenger RNA. It is a transcript of the gene Il10, whose product is annotated as interleukin 10. NCBI's taxonomy places the organism in Eukaryota, Metazoa, Chordata, Mammalia, Rodentia, Sciuridae. Gene Ontology annotation, biological process: immune response. Gene Ontology annotation, molecular function: cytokine activity. The record is from RefSeq and is a predicted model, not a curated record. Gene Ontology annotation, cellular component: extracellular region.